AUGUUCGCCAAGUUCCUCUCUCGCGUGAAGGCCUUGCCGCCGAGAUCGGGUGACUGGGCUAACAAGCUGGGACCUGUGGCGCUAAUGGGCUGCUCGGGCGGAGCACACAUGAGUUCGACGAAGCUUCUGAACCAUUUCUACACGUCCCCGCGAGACUGCGACAUGUAUGCGGAGUUGACCUUCCAUGAGCCCGGCCCUGUGGAAUGUCCACCAGAGACGGUCAUUUUUUUCCCUGUGAUCCAGUGUGGUGAAAUGCUGGAUGACAAGAGUGAGCCGAGCAAGGCCACCAAGGACGACUGGUACCUGGCGAUGACAGAAGCCACGACAGAGUUGCUGGAGAAGGGCUACGUCCCGGUGAGCGCCGGCGGUGAUGGCUCUGCGACGCUGGCUAUGGUUGAGGCGUACAAGCGGCUCUUUCGGUCAAGCGAGGUGGUGCUGAUUCACUGCUCUGCCAGACCGGCGCUGGAGAAAGCGGAACAACCGAUUCGUGUACUGCUCGAGAAGGACCUAUUGAAGGGUGUUGUCGAGAUUGGUAAUCGCUGUGUCUCGUCCGGCGACCGCAAGGUCCGCAAGCAGCAUAAGGUGAUGUACAUGGAUAUGCAAGCCAUAUACGCAAAGGGUCUAUUUUGCAUUCGCGACAUCCGCAAUGACUAUCCAGUCUUUUUGAGCAUUGACGCUGAUGUACUGGAUCCGGCUUUUGCACCGGCCGUGCAGUCACCCGUGCCAGGGGGUCUCUCUACGCGGGACCUGUUGCACAUCAUGACCGGCAUUCGAGGGCCCAAGGUGGCUGGAAUCGACAUCCACGGGUACCACCCUAGUCUGGACAUGUGCCGUAGCGAUGGCGUUGGCCUGACCCAGAUGGCGUUGACGAAGGUGUUGAAGGAGUCGAUUGUCAAGGCGUACACCAUCUCCACACAGACUGCGGAGGAGGGUCUCGAGAGAGUGCGCCUGAUGCAGCGACAGGGCACGCUGUCUGACAACCCAUACCCUGAUUACUGA
Leishmania mexicana MHOM/GT/2001/U1103 is the source of this 999-nucleotide messenger RNA. RefSeq names its product agmatinase-like protein. Gene Ontology annotation, molecular function: metal ion binding; agmatinase activity. Bases 1 to 999 code for a protein of 332 amino acids. The record is from RefSeq and is a predicted model, not a curated record. The transcript has a single exon. Lineage: Eukaryota; Euglenozoa; Kinetoplastea; Trypanosomatida; Trypanosomatidae.